GAGGCUGUGUUGUUAUUUUGAAUUAGUUGUUCAACAGCAUUCGGGUGUGACAGACUCGUUUAAUAAAUACAAGAACAUACAUAUCGUUAAAUUAUACGUAUUUAUAAAAGACAAUGACAGCUACCAGUAUCCAAAAUGAGGGUACGUGCAGUGAAGUUUAUAAGCAACUGGACAAAUUCGGCAAAUUUCAAGUGUACCAAUAUAUUUUAAUAUGCUUGCCUCUGAUGAUGGUUUCUAUGAUCCAUGUGAAUUAUAUCUUCGUAGCUGAAGACGUUAACCACAGGUGUCGCGUUCCAGAAUGUGAAGACGUCAAUCCAACUGUGGAAAUUCCUAAGUGGUGGCCGAAAGACGUGGACGCAAAAUGCUUCAGACCAGUUGUGGACAUGCGAAAAUAUCAUAUAGCAAACGAUACAUGUUCAAAUAACACGUUUCUUGAAGUAUUAGAGGAAUGUCACGAUUGGGUUUUUGAAAAUGAUAAUUCGAUAGUAGCUGCGUUGAACUUGGGGUGUGCAUCGUGGAAAUCGACGCUCGUUGGCUUCAUUCACAACGCAGGAAUGAUCGUAUCAAUGAUGUUGACUGGAUGGAUAGCUGAUAAGAUAGGCAGAAAGCCGACUAUCAUCAUGUGUUCAAUCGGCGGUGCAGUAGGAUUGUGCAAAAUAUUUAUAACCAACUACUAUGCAUAUCUUGGCGUUGAAUUUCUGGAGUCCGUGCUGGCGUCUGGACUUUAUACAGUGGCUGUGGUUUUGUUAAUUGAAGUCGGUGGUGAAAGCAAAAGAGUUAGUGCUGGUGUUAUUUUCUCGUACGCUGUAUACAUUGGAGAAGUAUGCUUCGCUUUUAUAGCACUGGGUUUGAAAUAUUGGAAAUUACUUAUAAUUGUUGUAUAUGCGCCUAUGAUACUCUUUAUUGCAUAUGUGCUUAUUCUUAGAGAAAGCACUAGAUGGCAGAUGCUUAGAGGAAAAAUGGAUGAAUGUAAAGACACGCUGAAGAUGAUUACAAAAAUGAAUAAAUUACAAGUUUCGGAAAAAGAAAUAAGUGAAACGAGUGACGAAGAUUUAAGAUUCCAAUUUAACGUCGUGAUACAGAAAGAGAAGGAAAGAAUGAAAGAUAUUUUUGCGUCGAAAGAGAUAAUGAUACGUUUGUCAGUUACAUCGUUUUGUUUCUUCGCGUCUAGUUUUCUCUAUUAUGGAUUAGCCGUUCAUUCAGUUCUAUUGCCGGGCAAUAAAUACACAAAUUUUAUUCUGGCAUCUAUUUCUUCAUUUCCUGGAGAUUUAAUUGCAUUGUAUACGUUCAAUAAGUAUGGAAGAAAAGUCUCACUGCAAUGUGGUUAUGUCUGUUCGGCAUUUUUCUUGAUCGUGCAGUCGUAUUCUCCUGAUUCAAUAUUGUGGUUGAAAGUAGUUUUAUUCCUUUGUGGAAAACUCGGUGUUGUCGUCUGCUUUACUGGAAUUUAUACAUACACGUUGGAAUUGUUUCCAACGAGUGUCCGCGGCACUCUUAUUGGAUGUGGCAACACCGCUGCGAGAUUCGGAAGCAUGUUGGCGCCCUUAACUCCUUUAUUAACGACCGAAUUAUCUGCUUUGCCGGCCAUACUGUUCGCAUCUGUAGCCUUAGUAGCAGCCGCUCUACUCACGUUCACACCAGAAACGAAGACAUUGCCCAUGUUCGAUACUAUAGCACAAGUAGAAGCUCACAAAUCUAAAAUAAUGACGCAUUUAUGAACAAAUUCCUUCAUGUUGUUUAAGAAAUACGUUAAACGGCUAUAAGUUAUUUUGACAUUAAAAACCUACCUUCGUCAAAAAGACUGACGUCCGGGCCUUGACAUUUUUAUUGCUUUUUGAUUAUGAGACGUUACUAUUAUUUAUAAUAAAUAAUAAUGAUGUAGGUGCCUGUACCUGACGCGUUGAACUUGAAGAAGUGUGAAAUUCAUCAGUAAUUAUUGAUCUAUAUUAUAUAAAAAGUUUAUGCCCAACAGUUUGAAAACAGACAAAAAAUAUGUGCCAUUUAUAUAAAUAACAUUUAUCUUUAAUAAUGUGAUGGAUGAAGUAUUUAAGUAAUAUAAGAGAAAUUUGUGCAAAUUGGUUAUAUAACGUUUAAAAGGAAACAGAAUAUAUCACAAAACAUUAUAGUGUUAUAUUAUCUGUGGCAUAACGUGAACUCACGUAGUUUAUCUCUUAUGAAAAAUACUUAAUAACAAUAUCUACCUGUUGCAACCUUUUAGUUUUUAAUAAAUAAGACUAUCUAUUUAUGUGAAAAAAUCAACAGAUAUUCUUUUCUGUUUAUAUCUAAGAGCUACAUAUAUAAAAAACAAAAAUUACAAGCUAUUUAC
Molecule: messenger RNA, 2323 nt
Organism: Zerene cesonia (dogface butterfly)
Lineage: Eukaryota; Metazoa; Arthropoda; Insecta; Lepidoptera; Pieridae
Product: organic cation transporter protein-like
Exons: 7
Coding region: 114-1715 (533 amino acids)
Biological process (GO): transmembrane transport
Cellular component (GO): membrane
Molecular function (GO): transmembrane transporter activity
Source: RefSeq, a predicted model, not a curated record